This is a messenger RNA of Aureobasidium vineae, 1440 nucleotides long. The record is from the annotation of a GenBank genome assembly. NCBI's taxonomy places the organism in Eukaryota, Fungi, Ascomycota, Dothideomycetes, Dothideales, Saccotheciaceae.
AUGUCUGGUCCAUCUCUAGCAGCUACAGGCAUCAAUAUCAAGCCUGAGUUGGAAGGGGCUCAAUCUACAACUAUCUCCGCUUCCGCCAGCCUUCGACCCUCUGGUCGUGUCCACGAUAUCUUCAAUGUAUCCCUACCAUGUACUGAUCCAAAUUCUCUCUGGGACAUCAACCUUUCCUUCUCUGGCACCAUUCAGAAGGCGACUCCUCAUAGUCCAGACCUGUUGGAAGCCUUGAAGGAUGACACUUCUUCACCAUACAUAAAUGGCCACGGAGCCUUGCUUGCUCCUGCCUUGUGUCAUCCCCACAUUCAUAUCGACAAGGCCUAUCUGCUUUCUCACCCCAAAUAUGCUCAUCUACAGAUCGAAGAGGGUUCCUUUGACGAAGCCAUGAACCUGACUUCCAAAGCAAAAUCGAGCUUCGAACAUGAUGACCUGAUCGAACGUGGCUUGCGAAUCAUUGGCGAGAGUGUCCAAUCCGGAGUAACUUCUAUGAGGGCCUUUGUCGAAGUUGAUCCCAUCGUUGGCCUUAAGUGUAUCGAAGCAGGAAAAUCUCUCAAAGACAAGACCGAACUUCGAUGCCACAUUCAACUGUGUGUAUUUGCUCAGCUGCCUCUGUUCUCGGGCGACGAUGGAGGCGGUGAGAUAAGACGUCUUGUUGAAGAAGCUGUUGAGCCGUCAUAUGCUGCUGAUGUGCUGGGAAGUACACCAUAUGUCGAGGACGAUCGCGAGAAGAUGAAGAAGAAUGUCGAGUGGACCAUUGACCUUGCUCUUGAGAAGGACCUCCACCUGGACUUCCAUCUCGAUUACAAUCUGGACUUUGAUACCGAGCCGCUGGUCUGGUAUGUGAUUAAUACGCUCAAAGCUAAGAAUUGGACUAGCCGUACCAAGAAGACUAUCGUCCUAGGACACUGUACUCGUUUGUCAUUAUUCGGAGACGACGAAUGGAAACGAUUAAAGAACGAGAUUGCCGAUCUGCCCAUCAGCUUUGUCGGAUUGCCAACCUCUGAUUUGUUCAUGAUGAGAACAGAGACCGGUGCUCGGGGAACUUUGCCUGUACCCCGUCUGAUCAAAGAAUAUGGCUUCAAUGCUGCCAUAUCCAUCAACAACAUUGGAAAUGCCUUCACACCACAGGGAAGUUGUGAUCCGCUAUCAAUAGCCAGUUUAGGUGUUGGUGUCUACCAAGCCGGCACAAUGAGCGAUGCAGAGAUUCUUUAUGAGUGUAUCUCUACCAGGGCCAGGACUGCUAUCGGGCUGUCCAAUGGAGCUGACUCAAAGUCUUCAAAUACGCUCUCGCUAGAUCCCAAGCAAUCCGCAGAUAUGCUUCUGUUCAGCAAGCACGAUCCGGAUUGGAGCACCAGACGUACUAUUCCAGAAGCCGUAUACCUUUACGAUGGGUGUGGCAGAAGGACAGUCAUUAAAGGCGGAUUGUUAGUCGAGUAG